Messenger RNA from Suillus plorans, 180 nucleotides. RefSeq lists its product as uncharacterized. The transcript has 2 exons. The record is from RefSeq and is a predicted model, not a curated record. NCBI's taxonomy places the organism in Eukaryota, Fungi, Basidiomycota, Agaricomycetes, Boletales, Suillaceae. The coding region runs from base 1 to 180 and encodes 59 amino acids.
AUGAUUACCCGCCUCUCUAGUGUUUUCAUUGUUCUCCUCAGCCUGAUGGCCCUUGUCGACGCUGGAGUGCCAGUAGCCGCUCGCGAAGCUAUUGACCUCGACGAGCGUAAUGUCAUCGGGAGAGACGAGGACUACAAAGUCGGAUCAGAAACCAAUAGAGUGGGGUCUGCGAAAUUAUAA